UUGCUUCCGGGUCGUAACUGAGCCCCCGGGUAAAGACUGGAAGCUCUGCAUCUCGUUUCCGGUCCUGGGCCUGGCGCCCUCGGCGCCGAGAUUUCUGGGAGUUAAGGGUCGCCAUGGUUCACGAGUGAGCUUCGGAAGGUGCUGCGUCGGACCCCCGCCAGAACUAAAAGAUGACAACAGCAGCCAGGCCAACUUUUGAACCUGCAAGAGGUGGGAGAGGAAAAGGAGAAGGGGAUUUGAGCCAGCUCUCCAAGCAGUAUUCAAGCAGAGACCUUCCCUCUCAUACAAAGAUAAAGUACAGACAAACCACACAGGAUGCCCCUGAGGAGGUUCGCAACCGUGACUUCAGGAGAGAGCUGGAAGAGAGAGAGCGAGCUGCUGCAAGGGACAAAAACAGGGACCGCCCAACUCGAGAGCAUACAACUUCCUCUUCAGUGUCAAAGAAGCCCCGCUUAGACCAGAUUCCUGCUGCCAACCUUGAUGCUGACGAUCCUCUCACAGAUGAGGAAGAUGAGGAUUUUGAAGAGGAGAGCGAUGACGAUGAUACUGCAGCUCUUCUGGCAGAGCUAGAAAAGAUCAAGAAGGAAAGGGCUGAAGAGCAGGCCAGGAAGGAACAAGAACAAAAAGCAGAGGAAGAGAGAAUUCGCAUGGAAAACAUUCUGAGUGGAAACCCUCUCCUAAAUCUCACUGGCCCAUCCCAGCCUCAGGCCAACUUCAAGGUUAAAAGAAGAUGGGACGAUGAUGUCGUUUUUAAGAACUGUGCAAAAGGUAUAGAUGAUCAGAAGAAAGACAAACGAUUUGUAAACGAUACACUGCGAUCUGAAUUUCACAAAAAGUUCAUGGAGAAAUAUAUUAAGUAGUAUAGUUUUAUGAGCUUAAUUAAAAACUGAAGUGCUAAGGAUCAAUUUGACUUUUUUGGGUUUUGUUCUUUCCCAGUGUUACCUUUCUCAGUCUCUUUCCCUUAGUGUGGUACUUUAUUGGAUAAUGGAUUUAGAAUUGGAUCUAACCAGGCCUUAGUUUCUUUUUAAUAUGGGAAAAGAGGAAUUUGCUUAUAAUAAAUAUUUUUAACCUAAAUAAACCACUGUCCCCAACUUUUUGCUACAA
This is a messenger RNA of Mus pahari (shrew mouse), 1104 nucleotides long. RefSeq names its product CWC15 spliceosome associated protein homolog (gene Cwc15). The record is from RefSeq and is a predicted model, not a curated record. NCBI's taxonomy places the organism in Eukaryota, Metazoa, Chordata, Mammalia, Rodentia, Muridae. Bases 171 to 860 code for a protein of 229 amino acids. Gene Ontology annotation, cellular component: catalytic step 2 spliceosome. Gene Ontology annotation, biological process: mRNA cis splicing, via spliceosome. Gene Ontology annotation, molecular function: RNA binding. The transcript has 7 exons.